AUGAGCACUCAAGAGAAAUUGGCCAACAACCCGGUUAAUGGCUGGGUUGUCCAAAAAUUUGGUGGUACAAGUAUCGGAAAGUUCCCGUUAAAAAUCGCAGUCGAUGUUGCCAAAUCAUACUUGCAGAAAAAGCGUGUUGUUUUAGUCUGCUCUGCUCGUAGCACUGACACAAAGGCAGAAGGUACCACGAAUCGCUUGAUUCGCGCUGCCGAACAAGCCAUGAAACAACAUUCAACGUCCUAUGAUAUCGUUAAUGCCAUCGAACAGGAUCAUGUACAAGCAACUCAUGAGUUUAUCGGAGAUGUUAGUAUCCAAGAAAGAUUGUUCAAAGAAAUCCGUCAUGACUGUGCCGAAUUGGAGCAAUACUUAAACGCAAUCCGUAUUCUUACGGAAAUUUCUCCCCGUACCCGUGAUCUUGUUCUUGGUAUGGGUGAACGCUUGAGUUGUCGCUUUAUGGCUGGUGUCUUACAAGACCAAGGUGUCGAUGCCGAAUAUGUCGAUAUGUGUCAUAUCCUUGAUGAGCAUAAAGAGUGGAAAUCCCUCGAUGCAUCUUUUUAUAGCUAUGUCGCCAGCCAGUUAGCCAGCAAAGUCACUGUGCUUGGGAACAAGGUCCCUGUAGUAACUGGUUUCUUUGGUAUGAUUCCUGGUAGCUUGUUAUCUCAAAUCGGCCGCGGUUACACUGAUUUCUGUGCUGCCUUAUUAGCCGUUGGUUUGGCUGCAGAUGAAUUGCAAAUUUGGAAAGAAGUCGAUGGUAUCUUUACCGCCGAUCCUCGUAAGGUACCCACUGCCCGCUUGCUUCCUUUGAUUACUCCUGAAGAAGCCGCUGAAUUGACUUACUACGGUAGUGAAGUGAUUCAUCCUUUUACCAUGUCUCAGGUCAUUAGUGCUCGCAUUCCCAUUCGCAUCAAAAAUGUCGGCAAUCCUGGUGCACCUGGAACUGUGAUUUUCCCUGAUACCAUUUCUCGUCAUGGUAGUGCUACCCCCCCUCAUCCUCCCAAGAUUAUGCCUGAUGAUUUAGAAUACGAAUCAGCACACAAGGGUCCCACUGCUGUCACUAUCAAGGACACUAUUAUGGUAAUUAACAUUAAUUCCAACAGAAAAAUUUCUUCACAUGGAUUUUUGGCCUCUAUCUUUGCCAUUUUUGACAAGUAUAAACUUGCUGUCGACUUGAUUAUCACGUCCGAAGUUCACGUCUCUAUGGCCCUAAAUCAAGAGUCCGAUGAAGCUAGUUUACAAGAUGCUUUCGUCGAGUUGCGGCGUCUUGGUACCCUCGAUGUUUUGCACGGUAUGGGUAUUUUGUCUCUUGUAGGCAAACACAUGCGUAACGCAGUUGGCAUUUCUGGUCGCAUGUUUAACACCCUUGCUGAAGCCAAAAUCAACAUCGAAAUGAUAAGUCAAGGUGCUAGCGAAAUUAACAUUUCGUGUGUUAUUGAUGAGAAGAAUGCUGUGAAGGCUCUUAAUUGCAUCCAUAGGGAAUUGCUUGAGCCUUCUACACUUCCAGAGGUUCCCUCGCAUGCUUCCUUAGUCGUUGAGAAGCCAUGGCUUUACAGCGCCUAA
Molecule: messenger RNA, 1557 nt
Organism: Schizosaccharomyces osmophilus
Lineage: Eukaryota; Fungi; Ascomycota; Schizosaccharomycetes; Schizosaccharomycetales; Schizosaccharomycetaceae
Product: aspartate kinase
Exons: 2
Coding region: 1-1557 (518 amino acids)
Biological process (GO): amino acid biosynthetic process
Molecular function (GO): aspartate kinase activity
Source: RefSeq, a predicted model, not a curated record